AAGUCAUCCAUUAUAUAACAUCAUUUAUAGCAGAGGAAACGAUAUAACUUGAAAAUAUAUGAAAAAUUGGGAUGAGGACUGUGGCUUUGUUCUCCUUGAUGUUGUACUUACAUCUUGCUCUUUCGACAGCAUCGCCCUCCUCUCAUACAAGCUUCAGUUCUGCUGAAUUGCAGGAAAAAAACCAUACAGAGAAUGUAUUUGUGCAGAACAUAAGAACAGGCCAUGGCGGUGGUGAAGGAGGUAGUGGUCGUGGAGGCAGUGCAGGGGAUGUACAACAGGGAAGACCGCUCAAUGGAGCUGGUAAUGUCAAUAGUCGUAAUCACCAACGCCAUGGAGCAGGUGUCCACACUUCCAACUGCAACUUCAGCAUGCUAAUAGUGUUCAUCAGUCUUUCUCUGGUUUUGUUAUGUUUCUUGUGAGCUUGAAAUAAACAUUAAUGCUCAGCUGUAAACAAAGAAAAGCUGGUCCAUUGGAAGGUUAAAUCUUACAAAAUUCAGCUUCUGUAAUUUAGCAUUUGGCAAGGCAGUGAAAGAAUACGCUUCAAACU
Molecule: messenger RNA, 547 nt
Organism: Chenopodium quinoa (quinoa)
Lineage: Eukaryota; Viridiplantae; Streptophyta; Magnoliopsida; Caryophyllales; Amaranthaceae
Exons: 2
Coding region: 72-419 (115 amino acids)
Source: RefSeq, a predicted model, not a curated record